This is a messenger RNA of Limulus polyphemus (Atlantic horseshoe crab), 776 nucleotides long. RefSeq lists its product as uncharacterized. NCBI's taxonomy places the organism in Eukaryota, Metazoa, Arthropoda, Merostomata, Xiphosura, Limulidae. The annotation marks the transcript as partial. The transcript has 4 exons. The record is from RefSeq and is a predicted model, not a curated record.
GACGUAUCGAUGUCGUAGGUGGGUCGUUUGAGUGGAAAACGACAGUAUUCCGAGUUCCUAACGCCAUCUAUGAAAUUGUUGCAAAGAUAGAAAAACCAGACAGACGGCCAUCUUGGGGUGCAAUACAAGUUGUGUUAUUGAGUACUACGCCUCCUGCUGUCAGUGUGAGAUGUCAAACUCCGACUCUUUGCUAUCCGUUCGAGCCAAUUGGUCAGAAGAUUAACCCAGUACGUGUAGGCCUGGUAGGACUUUGUAGUGAAGACUGUGAUGGAGCUCUGGUGUUCGAGUGGGAAAUGUAUGGGGUCAAUAACUCAACUGAAACUCAUUUACCUGAGGCUAGAGAAUACAUAGUGGGUGUGAAUGAGCAGAAAAUGGCCCUCAGCGACGAUUUCUUUAAAAUCUACUACCCGACGUAUGGAGAUUUCAUAGCCAAGCUAACAGUCACGAACGAGGAUGGAUAUGCGGGUAUAGCAGACUUGUUUCUUCAUAUCAAUAAACCACCAGAGGGCGGCACCUGCCAAGUGGAUAAUACUGAUGGAAAAGCUUUGAUAGACAGGUUUUUUGUCACGUGCAAGGAUUGGGAAGAUCCAGAAGGAACUGACGUGGAGCAUUUUGCUUUUUGGACAAUGAAUUUGGAUACAGGAGCCUUGUUGUUUCUAAUCUACGGCCCAGAAUCGAAGGCCUCACUGGUCCUGCCAUAUGGAGAUUUCCAGCUUGGAGUUGACAUUAAGGACAAAGAAGAAGCAGUACAGAGGAUAAAUAUUACCACUGUUUCU